AUGGCAACGGAUGACGCUACAGCAAAUCAUAGCUGGAUUGGAGACAUCAUAUGUCUUAUGAGCGCGACUUCAUAUGCAGUAUGUAAUGUAAUAGAGGAGCAUCUCGUCAGCCAUCACACGACAGCCGAAAUUCUAGGCAAAGCAGGUCUACUAGGAUCACUGAUGUGUGGAAUACAAGCAUUAUAUUUUGAAUAUGAUACUGUGAUAAGCACACAAUGGACUUUAGGCAGUGGUCUAUUGGUUGCAGGCUAUGUUCUCUGUCUCUUCACAAUGUACUCGCUUGUGCCCACAGUCUACAGAAUGACAAGUGCCACUUUUGUCAACAUGAACCUGAUCACGAACAAUUUUUAUUCAUUACUCGUUGGAUUAUUCUUUCUGAAUGCAAAGAUGCCUCCGUUUUAUUUAGUGGCAUACAUAUUGGUCAUAACAGGUGUUAUAUCCUACAGCUUAGCGCCUUCAACAACAGAUAAUGACAGCGAAGAACAUAGACAGAUUCUUAAAUCAUCAGACCAUUCGAUAAUAUCCUAUACCUAG
This is a messenger RNA of Rhizopus microsporus ATCC 52813, 534 nucleotides long. RefSeq names its product DUF914-domain-containing protein. NCBI's taxonomy places the organism in Eukaryota, Fungi, Mucoromycota, Mucoromycetes, Mucorales, Rhizopodaceae. Gene Ontology annotation, biological process: transmembrane transport. Gene Ontology annotation, molecular function: transmembrane transporter activity. The record is from RefSeq and is a predicted model, not a curated record. The coding region runs from base 1 to 534 and encodes 177 amino acids. The transcript is spliced from 6 exons. Gene Ontology annotation, cellular component: membrane.